Platichthys flesus (European flounder) is the source of this 3091-nucleotide messenger RNA. RefSeq names its product MBL associated serine protease 1 (gene masp1). Gene Ontology annotation, biological process: zymogen activation; complement activation. The transcript has 13 exons. Bases 117 to 2288 code for a protein of 723 amino acids. Gene Ontology annotation, cellular component: extracellular region; blood microparticle. Lineage: Eukaryota; Metazoa; Chordata; Actinopteri; Pleuronectiformes; Pleuronectidae. Gene Ontology annotation, molecular function: serine-type endopeptidase activity; calcium ion binding. The record is from RefSeq and is a predicted model, not a curated record.
GGACCUGACGCGAUGACGUUGGCGGGUGUUCACAUACGUCACACGCACUCAGCCUUGGAGCGGACGCUCCGGAGCUCCGUGCUCAGAGCGGAGCAGCUGCUACAGCGGGUCCGAUCAUGAGGCGUCUUCUGUUCCUCAGCAUCAUGGCGUUGGCGCUCCCCGCUCAGGUGUCGCUCUUUGAAAUGUACGGCAGCCUGCAGUCUCCAAACUUCCCCGAGCCAUAUCCCCGGCAGACGCAGCUGCGCUGGAACGUCAGCGUCCCCGACGGCUUCCAGGUCCAACUCUACUUCAGCCACUUUGACCUGGAGCCGUCCUACCUGUGUGAGUACGACUUUGUCAAGGUGGAGGCAGAGGGGGAGGUGCUGGGGUUGUUCUGUGGGCGGAGUCAGACGGACACGGAGGCGGUGCCAGAUCAGCAGUUCAUCACCUCCCCAACCAGCUCGCUCAGCGUCGUCUUCUCCUCCGACUUCUCCAACGAGGAGCGGCACUCCGGCUUCAUGGCUCAUUACAAAGCAGUGGAUGUGGACGAGUGCAGCGAGCGCAGCGACGAGGAUCUGACCUGUGAUCAUUUCUGUCACAACUACAUAGGGGGAUACUACUGCUCCUGCCGCUAUGGUUACCUGCUGCACACCGACAACCGCACCUGCAGAGUGGAGUGUAGUGAUGUUGUGUUCAGGGAACGCUCUGGCGUUCUGAGCAGCGUGGAUUUCCCAGCUCCCUAUCCAAAGAGCUCAGAGUGUUUGUAUCGUAUUGAGGCGGAGCCUGGAUUCAAGCUCCGCCUUCAGUUCGACCCCAGCUUUGACGUAGAGGAUCAUCCGGACGUCCGCUGCCCGUACGACUACGUCAAGAUCACAGCAGGAAGCACCCAGUUCGGUCCGUUCUGUGGAUCUUUGUCUCCGGGGGUCAUUGAGACCGACAGCAGCAUCGUCAGCGUCACUUUCCACAGCGACAACUCAGGAGAGAACCUGGGCUGGAAGAUGACUUACACUGCCACGGGAAGUCAGUGUCCAGUCCCCGAGAGCCCGUCCAACACUGUGAUGAAUCCUGUCCAAUCAGAAUACUUCUUCAAAGACCACGUCCUGUUCACCUGUUCACCCGGAUACAAACUGAUGAAGGACGGUGAGAUUCUGGAUCAUCUUCAGGUCGACUGUGGAUCUGAUGGAACCUGGAGCAGUCGUCCUCCUCAGUGUCAAUUGGUGGAUUGUGGGAAACCCAAAGCGGUCGAAAGGGCGGAAGUGGUGUUUGGUAACCAUGACAACAGCACACUGUUGGGUUCGACUGUGCACUACGUGUGUGGGGGGGGCACAUUUCACCUGAACACCAUCAACAGUGAGGAUCCAUCUUCUUACAGCUGUGGACACAACGGACAAUGGACAAAUCCAGAAUCAGGAGCCAAACUGCCGAGCUGUCUCCCAGCCUGCGGCCGGCCGGCCCGUCCUCUGCCCUCUCAGGUGAAGCGGAUUGUGGGGGGGCGUGGUGCGGAGCCCGGCCUCUUCCCCUGGCACGUCCUCCUCAGCGUAGAGGAUCUGUCCCGGGUCCCUGAGGGCCGCUGGUUCGGCUCUGGGGCCCUUCUGUCCGACUCCUGGGUCCUGACAGCAGCUCAUGUCCUAAGGUCUCAGAGGAGGGACACCAGUGUCGUCCCUGUGGCGCCCGAAUAUGUCAAGGUCUUCCUUGGUGUCCAUGACGCCCGGGACAGACGUCUGGCCUCGAAUCGCUCGGUGGAGCAGAUCGUCCUUCAUCCCGACUUCCAACCCAACAACUACAACAACGACAUCGCCCUGCUGAAGCUGACGAGCCGGGUGGAGCUUAACCACCUCAUCCGUCCCAUCUGUCUCCCGCCUCCUCAUAACAAGGAUGACCCCUCCUCACCUCUUCCGAACUCUCUGGGGAUCGUCGCUGGCUGGGGGAUCUCCAUCCCCAACGCCACCUCCUCCUCCUUAGGUGACCCCCCCUUGCUGACCUCUGACCUCCUGCAGUUCGUGAAGCUGCCGGUGGUUUCUCAGGACGAGUGUCGGGCUAGUUACGCUUCGCGCUCCGUCAGCUACAACAUCACGGAAAACAUGUUCUGUGCCGGGUACUUUGAAGGUGGGAGGGACACCUGCAUGGGGGACAGCGGGGGGGCGUUUGUGAUGGAGGACAAGGUCAGCCGGAGGUGGAUGGCAUUGGGGUUGGUGUCCUGGGGGGGGCCGGAGGAGUGUGGGAGUCAGAGGGUCUACGGAGUCUACACCCGAGUGACCAAAUACGUGGAGUGGAUCCAGCACCACCUGCAGGCUGCCCCCUGGUGGUAAGACAGAUAUCACAGCUGCAGCCAUGACUUAAUGAGGACACAGUGGGACUGACAACAUGUCCUCUGAUCAUCUGUCCACCUGCUGCAGAAAACGUCUCCACAUCUCUUUCAUAUUCUCGUCUUUGACCUCUAUGAAAAAGCUGAAGCUAGCUAACGUGAUAAAGAAGCUAAUCUUUAUCACGUCGCACAAGUUUCCUUAUCUGAACAACCAGAACAUUCACCUUCCUACAGAUGUCACAUGUUAACAUGUAACUGACCACACGCACACACACACACACACUUAUAACCAGUCUGACUUCCUUCUGAGAAAGCGAGCACUCCAGCGCCACCAGCAGAGUGGGAGGAGUCAUCACACAUUUGAAAUGUUUCAGUAGCUCAGUAAGAAAAUCGAAUUUAACAUCAUUGCUAAAAAGUUUUUCUGUCAGGAGACAGUCAGAAUAAUCAAGUAUUAUAUACAUAUAUGUAGUAAUACAUAUUUAUUUCACUCCAUAUACAAUUUCUAUUGACAUGUUAAAUAUUCCUUCACUUAGUUUGGAUUUUAAAUUGUUCCCCCUCUUUAGAUCUUUUCGAUCCACAUCAAAUCCUCAGAUUUAGUUUUUCAUUUUAGAGGAUGAACGUUUCAGUGACAGGUCUUUCCUCUGGCGCCCCCUGUGGGACUCGGAGAGCAGAGAGCUUUUUAUCGUGAAGUUGUUUGCUGCGGCUGCAACCACCUGCGCAGCCUGCAGGGGGCGACAAAUGCUCUUUAUGUGAUUUAAAUUGGAAAUAAGAAGAUGACACUUUUCAAUUAAACUUUAUUUAAUUUCA